CCCUUUUGAUUUGGCUGUCAUUUGUCCAAAAAAGCAAUUUAAACUUACAUACAUUUUUUAGACUAGAAAUUAGAAAGUUAUAUUUGAUUGUUACCCUCAGAAUAAGAAGCAAGACGUUUCGUCUGUUUAAUGAAAUGGCUGCCACACGUCGUCUGACACGGGAACUCUCCGAUCUGGUGUCGGCCAAUAUGAGCACAGUGAGGAACAUAGAAAGCAGCGAUGAGUCCUUGUUGCUAUGGACGGGACUCCUGGUACCGGAGAAGGCACCUUAUAACAAGGGUGCCUUCCGCAUCGAGAUCAGCUUUCCUCCACAAUACCCCUUCAUGCCGCCCAAGAUCCUGUUUAAGACGAAGAUUUAUCACCCGAACGUGGACGAGAAGGGCCAGGUCUGCCUUCCCAUAAUCAGUUCGGACAACUGGAAGCCCACCACGCGCACAGAACAAGUUCUGCAAGCUUUGAUAGCCAUCAUUCACGACCCGGAGCCUGAGCAUCCACUACGCUCCGACUUGGCCGAGGAGUUCGUCCGGGAGCCAAAGAAGUUCAUGAAGACGGCCGAGGAGUUUACCAAGAAGAACGCCGAGAAACGACCCGAGUGAGGCCUGGGUCGGCCAGUUGUUCCCAUUUUUGUGUACUUCAAAAUUUAAUUUAGUCCCGUGAAUCGGACAUUGUCUCGCAUAAAUUCUACCUGUUAUUAAAUAUUCUAAUUUCUUGGUUGUAAUAUAUUUGACAAAUGAAUAUGCUUAA
This is a messenger RNA of Drosophila bipectinata, 744 nucleotides long. RefSeq names its product Ubiquitin conjugating enzyme 84D (gene Ubc84D). NCBI's taxonomy places the organism in Eukaryota, Metazoa, Arthropoda, Insecta, Diptera, Drosophilidae. The record is from RefSeq and is a predicted model, not a curated record.